Molecule: messenger RNA, 489 nt
Organism: Phytophthora infestans T30-4
Lineage: Eukaryota; Oomycota; Peronosporomycetes; Peronosporales; Peronosporaceae
Exons: 4
Coding region: 1-489 (162 amino acids)
Molecular function (GO): protein binding
Source: RefSeq, a predicted model, not a curated record
AUGGAUAGUGCAGCGAAGGGUGGCCAUCUUGAUAUGGUGAAGUGGCUUCAUGACAACCGCGACGAAGUCGUCAAGUGGCUCCAUGUCCAUCGUACUGAAGGAUGCACAGCACAAGCGAUGGAUAAGGCAGUAGCAAAUGGAUUUCUAAAAGUAGUGGAAUGGCUACAUGAGUUUCGUUCUGAAGGGUGUUCAUCCAAUGCCAUGGGUGGAGCUGCACGUGGAGGUCAUUUAGAAAUACUAAAGUGGCUGCACACUCAUCGGGAUGAGGGCUGCACAAAGUUAGCUAUUUCCUAUGGCGGCUGUCUCGAAGUGUUAAAAUGGCUUCAUGCCAACACAACAGAAGGCUGUACGCCUGCUGCGAUGGACUGGGCUGCAAGUUAUGGUCAUUUGGACGUAGUGAAAGACCACUUAAGCGUGGUAAAGUGGCUUCAUUUUAAUCACACAGAAGGCUGUUUGGAAGAUACGUUGUCGAUGCCCGUUCUGCGAUGA